Gossypium raimondii (Peruvian cotton) is the source of this 432-nucleotide messenger RNA. RefSeq lists its product as uncharacterized. The record is from RefSeq and is a predicted model, not a curated record. Bases 1 to 432 code for a protein of 143 amino acids. Lineage: Eukaryota; Viridiplantae; Streptophyta; Magnoliopsida; Malvales; Malvaceae. The transcript has 3 exons.
AUGUACCAUGACCUUCGUGAGUUAUAUUGUGGGCCUGGUCUUAAGCGUGAAGUAACUGAUGUUGUGGAAUUAGUUUCUGAGACCGAAGAGAAGGUAAAACUGAUUCGAGACCGAUUGAGGGAAGCAUCUGAUAGGCAAAAGUCUUAUGUGGAUCUUAAACACCAAGAGAUUGAGUUUUUCUGUGGGGGAUUAUGUAUUUCUCAAGGUUUCUCCAUGGAAAAAGAUACUGAGGUGACGGAAGGGCACUACCGCUUUGAUCCCACACACAUUGUUCCAGUUGAGGAAAUCGAGGUUAGGCCAGAUAUGACCUUCGAUGAGGAACCAGUGCAAAAUUUGGACCGUGAGGUUAAGGUACUGAGGAAGAAAUCUAUUCCUCUAGUCAAAGUGCUUUGGCGUAAUCACAAUUCAGAAGAAGCCACGUGGGAACCCUAA